This is a messenger RNA of Megalops cyprinoides (Indo-Pacific tarpon), 1965 nucleotides long. Its product is annotated as interferon-related developmental regulator 1-like. The record is from RefSeq and is a predicted model, not a curated record. Gene Ontology annotation, cellular component: nucleus. The transcript is spliced from 12 exons. The coding region runs from base 214 to 1500 and encodes 428 amino acids. Lineage: Eukaryota; Metazoa; Chordata; Actinopteri; Elopiformes; Megalopidae.
CGUAUAAAAUCCGGCUGCCAGCAAAACUGUUCUCAGCCCUAGUUUUAGAGGGAAAAUGUGUCGUUUUCGUUCGCAGUUUUUCACCGCAACUGCUUUCAAUUCUUAUCUGUUAACAGUGCCGAUUGAAGAUUUUUAUUUGAAGAGACGUUACACUAAAAACUGGUCGUCGAUCGGCUGAUUUUUUGCGAACGUUAUUAUUAUUUUUGUACGAAAAUGCCAAGGACCAAGAAGAGGAGUUCGAGAGGGGGGCAGCAGAGAGCUGUGCAGCCUUUUAGCGAUGAGGACGCCUCCAUCGAAACGCUCAGCCACUGCAGCAGCUUCAGCGACUCGGCCAGCGUGACAGAGGAAGGAGGGGAAGGGACCGAGGAUGGAGCCUUGGAGGACUUGCAGUACAAGCUGAAGGGUUUCAUCGACAGUACUGUGGAUAAAAGUGCUAAGACCAGGCAGGGAGCUCUGGAUGCACUGAAAACUGCCAUGGCAACGAAAAUCCUGUAUGAGUUUAUUCUGGAGAGAAGGAUGACUAUCACUGACAGCAUCGAGCGCUGCCUAAAGAAAGGUAAAGGGGAGGAGCAGGCAGCGGCCGCCUCCCUGGCCUGCCUCCUCUGCAUUCAGCUGGGCUCCGGGAUCGAGAGCGAGGAGGUCUUCAAGACCCUCAAACCCGUCUUCAAGAACAUCCUCUCCGACGGAGCCGCCAACAUCCGCGCCCGGCAAGCCUGUGCCACAAGCCUGGGCGUCUGCACCCUGGUUGCGGAAGAUGACCUCUUGGACGUGUAUGCCACCAUGGAGAGCUUCGAGGCGCUGUUCACGCGGUCCUACGCCCGGCCGGACGGGACGCGGCCGGCCCUCAGCCCGCAGGUCACCGUGCUGCACAUCCACGCGCUGCUGGCCUGGGCUCUGCUGCUCACCAUCUGCCCCGGCGCCGAGGUCAAGGCCGUGCUCAGGAAGCACCUGCCCAAACUGCCCAGCCUGCUGGAGUGUGAGGAUGUGAACAUGAGGAUCGCAGCGGGGGAGACCAUCGCCCUGCUGUUCGAGCUGGCCCGGGACCUGGACGCUGAGUAUGAAUAUGAAGACCUGGAGCCCCUGUGCGUGAAGCUGAACGCUCUGGCCACCGACUGCAACAAGCACCGAGCCAAGAACGACAAGAGGAAGCAGAGGUCCGUCUUCAGAGACGUGCUGCGGGGCGUGGAGGAGGGCGGCUUCCAGACGGAGACGAUCCGCUUCGGCACAGAGCACAUGGACAUCAACAGCUGGGUGCGGAAGCGGACCUACGACGCCUUCCGGGAAUUCGUCGGCUCGGGAAUGAACUACCAUCUGCAGGCGAACGAGUUCAUCCGUGACGUGUUCCAGCUCGGACCACCGAUGAUGGUGGACUCUGCCACACUGAAGGCAAUGAAGAUCUCCCGUUUCGAGAGGCACCUCUACAAUGCAGCUGCGUUUAAAGCCCGCACAAAGGCCAGGAACAAGUUUCGGGACAAGAGAGUGGACUUUGGGGAAUUCUAGAUCUUUAUUUGGGGUCCAGCUUGCUCUUUUUUAUAUUAUCAUUACAGUAAUACCAUUUUAAACAAAUGUAUAUUAGCGCUAGUAUUGUUAAAUUAUCCAUAUUUAUUUUGAUUUGUAUACAGUACAUCAUGCAAUUAUUUUUCCAUUUGAAUAACCGUGUCCUUGGUAAAGUUAACAUUUGUAAGUUGCACUACUUUAGUUGUCCUGUGGGUAUUGUAUUGAAAGCUCGCAUGAUGUGUUUUGUAUUUUGAUCUGUAGCUUUAGUUGUGUUUUGCCUGGUGGGAAGAGCGCUGGCAGACUGAUGCGAGUCAGACUGUGAGUGCAGUCAGAGAUGGCUGACGCCCGCCCCUUUGUAUAAGCCUGAAUCUCCGGCGGAAAACCACGGUUACUGUGCCCCUUUCAUACAGACAGACACACAGACCGAGACAAAUGCAACACACUCUGGGAGAGGAUAAUAAACUUCUA